AGGGUUGGAUUUCUGAAAGGGCUGCAGGGGAUCCCGAACUGGUCUCUGACAGGGUCUCCUUCGGAUUCACGGGGGGGUUACCCCCUUUUCCCUUGCCAUUCCGGUCUCGUUUUUCAGACUUCCUUGAUCCUCCCCAGGGUCCUUUUGAGGGACCUCAGUCCGUAGCUGUGCCCUGAGGUUUAAGGUUGGGUAGGAGAUCGUCGUACUGGGACCACCCUGGUGUUCUCCGCGUUAGAGGUGUUUGAUUUCUUCAAAGCAUUUGUCCAGUCAGACAUUUAAAAAUGGCAUCCAAAGAAGAAAUAAUGAGUGACCAGCGGUUUAGGAGGGUUACAAAGGACCCAAGAUUUUGGGAAAUGCCAGAAAAGGAUCGAAAAGUCAAAAUUGACAAGAGAUUUCGAGCAAUGUUUCAUGACAAAAGGUUCAAGUUGAAUUAUGCUGUGGAUAAAAGAGGACGCCCCAUCAACCACAGCACUACAGAGGACUUGAAGCGUUUUUAUGACCUUUCAGAUUCUGAUUCAGAUCUAUCUUAUGAAGAUGAUAAAGCAUUGAACCAAAAGAAAAGGAAGAAGAAAAAACCCCAGACUAACAACAAAAUAGAAUCAAAAAAUCUAGUUGAAGAGAAAAAGAGAGAAAGCAAAAAAAUUAAUCAAAAGGAUUCUGGAGAUAAAAAUGAUUUGGAUAACUCUGACAGAAUUCAGAAAAUGGAAAAGUCAUGCAAAUCUAAGAAGGUAGAUUCAAAAAUAAGUUCUAAGAAAAACAGAGAAGAAUUUACACAGAAAAGUACAACAGGGAAAAAAAACAUUGUUCAACAUAGUACAGAGUCAUGUCCCAAAGGAAAAGUAGACUUGGGCGUCUCUGAAAUUGUGAAAUCUCCCAAGCUCAAGUCCUCUAAGACAAGAAGAGAAAUGCUAUCAGUGGUUUCACUAAUGGCAAGAGACAGUGAUGGUUAUGAAAACCCGACAGGUGGUAAGAGGUUUGACAAAGAUGCUCUGGAGGAAGAUUCAGAAAGUGCUAGUGAAAUAGGUGAUGAAGAAUCUGAAGAUGAAAUUACAGGCAUUGGUAGAAGUUCAACUGAUGAUGAUGAUGAUGAUGAUGAUGAUGAUGUUGAUGGAAAUGAAAAUGAUGAGGAGGAGGAGGAUGAAGAUGAGGAGAGUGAGAAUGAUGAUGAAAGUGACAGUGGUCCUGAUCUUGCAAGGGGUAAAGGAAAUAUAGAAACUAGUUCUGAAGAUGAAGAAGAUAUGGCAGAUUUACUGCCAGAGGACUCUGGUUUUGAGCAUGCUUGGAGAGAAUUAGAUAAAGAUGCUCCUCGGGCUGAUGAGAUUACACGUCGAUUAGCUGUUUGCAACAUGGACUGGGACAGAUUAAAGGCAAAAGAUUUGCUGGCUUUGUUUAAUUCAUUUAAACCUAAAGGAGGUGUUAUAUUUUCUGUAAAGAUAUAUCCUUCAGAAUUUGGAAAGGAGAGGAUGAAGGAAGAGCAAGUUCAAGGACCAGUAGAGUUAUUAAGUAUACCUGAAGAUGCCCCUGAAAAGGACUGGACUUCUAGAGAAAAACUGAGAGAUUAUCAAUUCAAACGACUCAAGUACUAUUAUGCAGUAGUAGACUGUGAUUCCCCUGAAACAGCUGGCAAAAUCUAUGAGGAUUGUGAUGGCCUGGAAUUUGAAAGUAGUUGUUCAUUCAUAGACCUAAGGUUUAUACCAGAUGAUAUUACCUUUGAUGAUGAGCCCAAGGACAUAGCCUCAGAAGUGGAUUUAACAGCAUAUAAACCAAAAUAUUUCACAUCUGCUGCGAUGGGAACCUCAACGGUGGAAAUCACUUGGGAUGAGACUGAUCAUGAAAGAAUUACAACACUCAACAGGAAGUUUAAAAAGGAAGAGCUUUUGGACAUGGAUUUUCAAGCUUACUUAGCUUCCUCUAGUGAAGAUGAAGAGGAGAUAGAAGAGGAGCUACAAGGUGAUGAUAAAGUCAAUAUGGAAGAAGAUGGGAAAACAAAGAAAAGUCAGAAGGAUGAUGAAGAACAAAUUGCUAAAUACAAACAGCUCUUGCAAGUUAUUCAAGAAAAAGAAAAGAAAGGCAAAGAAAAUGAUAUGGAAAUGGAAAUUAAGUGGGUUCCAGGUCUGAAAGAAAGUGCAGAAGAGAUGGUGAGAAACAAAUUGGAAGGAAAAGAUAAACUGACCCCUUGGGAACAAUUUUUAGAGAAAAAGAAAGAGAAGAAAAGACUGAAAAAGAAACAAAAGGCUCUUGCUGAAGAGGUCAGUGAAGAUGAACUUCCCUCUGAUGUUGAUCUGAAUGACCCAUACUUUGCCGAAGAAAUUACAAAAAUAGGUAUAAAAGAAAAGAAAAAAUCAGUGAAAUCUACAAAAGAUGGCAUAUCUCCCGUGGAAGAAGCUGAAAUAGAAAGACAAAAGGCUGAAAUGGCUCUGCUCAUGAUGGACGAGGAGGAAGAGAGCAAGAAACACUUCAAUUAUAAUAAGAUUGUAGAACACCAGAAUCUAAGCAAAAAGAAGAAAAAACUGCUGAUGAAAAAGAAGGAAUUAUUAGAGGAUGACUUUGAGGUAAAUGUUAAGGAUGCACGGUUUCAGGCAAUGUAUACUUCCCACUUGUUCAAUUUGGAUCCUUCAGAUCCUAAUUUCAAGAAAACAAAAGCUAUGGAAAAAAUCCUUGAGGAGAAAGCCCGGCAGAGAGAACAGAAAGAACAAGAACUUACUCAGGCAAUAAAGAAAAAAGAGAGUGAAAUUCAAAAGGAAUCACAAAAGAGGUCCAUUGAUCCUGCCUUGUCAAUGUUGAUUAAAUCUGUAAAAAACAAAACAGAGCAGUUUCAAGCAAGAAAAAAACAAAAAGUCAAAUAGCUGUUUGUUGUUUCUUUUUGGAUUGAGAAUGUGUUCUCCUAAAGUGUACUGAAGUGAUAGAGGGAAUAUUUAUUGGGAACAAAGCUUUCUUUCAAGAAUAUAAAUAAAAUCUUAUUCUGACAGUUGUAAAAUUUCUUCCCCUAUACAACAGUUUGACUUAAUUGUGGAUGAUUGACAGAUUUGUUCUGUAUGUUUCCACAGAUUAAUCAUAAUUAAUUUAAUUAAACUGAAAUACAAGAUUUAUAAAAUUUUUGUAUUUUAUGAAAUUGAGUCAUACUAGUAGAAAAUUACUCUUGUCCUAAUUUUUUAAAAGAUUAUUUACAAUUCUGUAUAAAAAUAGAGCAGUGCCCAGUUGUUAAGUCUGAAUAAGAGUUAGGAACAAUUUGAAAACAUGUAGAUGCAAUAUGUAGAUGCAAUAUGUUAAUUUCUCUGGAAAAGGAGGCAGAUUUAGGUAUCUAUGUAAAUUUAUUUUUGUGGCCAUAAUGGAUAGAAGCCAAUAACUUCAUUGUUUGUUCAUGUUUAUUAUAGUUUAUGAAAUUAAUUUGUAAAUAAAAGUAUAAAAUAUUUUUAUUA
Messenger RNA from Felis catus (domestic cat), 3419 nucleotides. RefSeq names its product ESF1 nucleolar pre-rRNA processing protein homolog (gene ESF1). The transcript is spliced from 14 exons. Gene Ontology annotation, cellular component: nucleus. Gene Ontology annotation, molecular function: RNA binding. Lineage: Eukaryota; Metazoa; Chordata; Mammalia; Carnivora; Felidae. The record is from RefSeq and is a predicted model, not a curated record. The coding region runs from base 282 to 2846 and encodes 854 amino acids. Gene Ontology annotation, biological process: rRNA processing.